UGGACGCUGCUGGCUCCUCGUGGCUGCCUGGGAAGGGGCCCGUGGCGUGGCUGGAGCUCUGUUGUUCCUCGAGCACCAGGCCCUACCUUGGCUCAGGUCCCUAGGAUCCCUGCACUGAUAUCUCUUAAAUCCUCUCCCCACCCCCAUUUCUGUCUGUCACCCCCAGAGGUCAUCAAGACCCUGAUUGUGAAGGGGAAGGCGCCGGUGGAUCCUGAGUGCUUGGCUAAACUGGGGAAGGCCCACAUUUACUGUGAAGGGGACGACGUCUACGACGUGAUGCUCAACCAGACCAAUCUCCAGUUCAACAACAACAAGUUCUACGUCCUACAGCUGCUGGAGGACGAUGGGCCGCGGAGCUACAGCGUCUGGACGCGCUGGGGGCGCGUGGGGCGGCCGGGCCAGCACGCGCUGGUGUCCUGCGCUGGGGACCUUGCCCAGGCCAAGGAGAUCUUCACUAAGAAGUUCCUCGACAAGACCAAAAACCACUGGGCCGAGCGGUGCAACUUCCAGAAAGUGCCUGGCAAGUACGACCUGCUGCACAUGGACAGCCGGCCCCCCGCCGCAGAGCCGAGCUGCGCGGGAGCCCCCCAGCCCAAACCAGCCUCACGACUGGACCACCGAGUGCAGGCGCUGCUGGGGCUGAUCUGCGACCUGCAGGCCAUGGAGGAGAUGGUGCUGGAGAUGAAGUAUGACACCAAGAAGGCUCCUCUCGGGAAGCUGACGGUGGAGCAGAUCCGUGCUGGGUUCCAGUCACUGCAGAAGGUGGAGGCAGUUCUGCGGGCCGGGGACACUGGACGGGCCCUGCUGGAAGCCUGCAACGAGUUCUACACCCGUGUGCCCCAUGACUUUGGGCUUCGGACACCCCCAUUGAUCCGGACGUGGCAGGAGCUUCAGGAGAAGGUGCAGCUGCUGGAGGCCCUGGGCGAGAUCCAGAUCGCCAUCAAGCUGGCGCGCUUGGAGCUGCAUGGCCAGGAGCACCCACUGGACCGGAGCUACCGCACGCUGGGCUGUGAGCUCCACCCCCUGGAGCGGGACUCUGCCCACUUCCAGGUGCUGGAGCGGUACCUGCUCUCCACCCAUGCGCCCACCCACCGUGACUACUCCAUGGAGCUGCUGGAGGCUUUCACCCUGCGCCGGGCCGGCGAGUCCCCCUUCCGCGCCAGCCUGCCCAACCGGACGUUGCUGUGGCAUGGCUCCCGGCUGGGCAACUGGGUGGGGAUCCUGAGCCAGGGGCUGCGAGUGGCGCCCCCUGAGGCCCCCGUCACCGGCUACAUGUUUGGGAAGGGCAUCUACUUCGCAGACAUGUCGUCCAAGAGCGCCAAUUACUGCUUCGCCUCGCGCCAGCGUGACGUGGGCCUGCUGCUGCUGUGCGAGGUGGCCCUGGGUGAGUGCCAGGAGCUGCUGGAGGCGAAUGCUGAGGCUGGGAAGCUGCCGCCCGGGAAGCACAGCACCAAGGGGCUGGGGAAGCUGGCACCUGCCCCCACCAAUAGCAUCAUGCUGGAUGGGGCUGCAGUGCCGCUGGGCCCACCCAUGGAGACGGACGUGACGAACCCCCACGGCUACACCCUCAACUACAACGAGUUCGUCGUCUACGACCCGGGCCAGGUGCGGAUGCGCUACCUGCUCCAAGUGCGCUUCAGCUUCGCCCCGCUGUGGUGACAGGCCGCCCGGUCGGGAGACACCCCCUUCCCCCCCCCCUGGGAUUCCUGGGGAAAUGUCCCUCUGGCUGCUUUCUACAGCAAUAAAUUUGGUACCAGCCCUGA
Messenger RNA from Terrapene triunguis (Three-toed box turtle), 1763 nucleotides. RefSeq names its product poly(ADP-ribose) polymerase 2 (gene PARP2). The transcript is spliced from 14 exons. NCBI's taxonomy places the organism in Eukaryota, Metazoa, Chordata, Testudines, Emydidae. The record is from RefSeq and is a predicted model, not a curated record. Gene Ontology annotation, molecular function: NAD+ poly-ADP-ribosyltransferase activity. The annotation marks the transcript as partial.